CUCCAGUUCAGUGCAAGAUGCUGCGCAGUCUGGAAAGGUCUGUCAGAGGAUCCUGGCUCCCCACAUUUGGAAGAGAGUAAAAACCCUAGAGCCAGUGGUGCUGGAAGGCUCUGCUCUGGAGGAGGAAACAGAGCUGGAGCUUGGGGACCCAGAACUACAGUGCCCCUUGGAGCAGAAGAACAUGAUGACGGUGACAGAUGAGUCUGGCAAGAAGUUUUACUAUAAAAUAGUGCCCAAGCCUCAGACCUUUGAAAGGGCCCAGGGCGGGAAAAUGACCUCCCACUGGGUAGAUGGCACCACCUGGAAUUUCUCCAACUGGGACUUUGGAAACCCCACUAAGCUUUGGAAAACAUGUUCCGCCUUGAGCCCCAUAGAUGGUCAAUGGACUGGUCUCACCUGCUACCACCUUCAGCCCUUCAUCUGCAAGUACUGAGGUGGCUACUUCCAGCCAUGGGGCCCACAUCCACUCCACUGCCUCCACCCUCCCAAGCUCUGCUGGAUGUCCCUGCUCCUAGUGCCUCCCCCCGCCCCCGGCAGUAGGUCCUGGCCCUGCCCCAUCUCCUGGGUAAGGACAACGCCUCCAUCCCCCUCACUCUCUCCCUUUCCCUGCCCACAUAGUAAUUGCCUGAUGUUCCUGCAAUAAAAUGAUGUGUCACUGGA
Messenger RNA from Alligator mississippiensis (American alligator), 660 nucleotides. RefSeq names its product bone marrow proteoglycan. The record is from RefSeq and is a predicted model, not a curated record. The coding region runs from base 182 to 433 and encodes 83 amino acids. The transcript has 4 exons. Lineage: Eukaryota; Metazoa; Chordata; Crocodylia; Alligatoridae.